AUGGCAUCCUCCUCUCAGGUGUUGGAGUCAAUGGCCUCGCAGCUCUCCGCAGUAGCUGCUGGCCUGGAAGCCCUGCGUGUUCAAGGAGCAGAGCAAAGCGCAGCCAACGAUAAGAAUGCCGAGGUGAUCGCUUCGCUGCAGCAACGCAUCUCACAGCACGAUGCUUUGCUCACAGGAGAUGGCCCUUCAGUGUUGUCAACGGCGGCACCCGUGGCUCGCCCUCAGGAAUGGGAGGUGCAACUGCCACUUGGCACGGCAUCCUCACAGCCAGUCACACGGGCAGAGUGUGCCGCCAUGAUCACUGAAGCCCUGCAGCAGAAAGUUGGGCCAGCCCUCCAGACGGCCUUCUCACAGGUCGGUGCCGAGCUUGUCAACCACGCGGCUCUCAAGGAAAAUGGCCUUGCCUUCUUGGAGUGGGACCUGACCACGACCACCAUGGAGGGCAACGACGGCAAGAAAUUCCUGGCCCCGAUCUCCAUCCUCACAGUCCCGACCUAUGCCGCCAGAAAGAAGGUCAUGGACGCAUGCUCCAGGGCAGUGGUGAGAUAUUGGCAUGAGAUAAAGGAGGAAGAGAAGCCAGCCGCGGCAGCCCAGGAGGAAGCCGGCCAGACACAGAAGUCGGCAACACCCGGGUCGGCUAGCACAGAUCCUCCCACAGCUCCCACCGCCACAGCCACCGCCGAAGACGAUGAGAAGAUGGGUGAGGACUCACAGACCUCACAGAAGGCCCCACCUAAAAAGUGGGAGAUGAGGACGUGGAACUGGAACCUCCCGAUCAAGAUGGCGCCGGGCAUCACCCAGUUCGAAAGAAGGUUGGGAGCUCCAAUGCACGGCCUGAUGAAUGCCUACCAGAAGCUGUUUGCUCGCUUCAAGAAGGAGACCCUCACACCACGCUGGAAGACCCUUAUCCUGGAGGAUAAGGAAGGUGCAUGGUUGGGUCGCAUCCUUUACAGCCGCAAAGCUCACAGCCUCACAGGCACGACGGGCACGGUCGCCGAUUGGGCCUGCGAAGUCCAGCUCCCGGCCGAGCACAAAGACCGCAUCCUCACAGCCUGGAGGGAUGUUUGGUAUGAUCAGCUCAAGCAGCAGAUCUCGCAGACGGAAGUGGAAAAGGAAGCAUACUCCACAGCGGCCCAAAGAACCUCACAGGAGUACUCCGCGGCAGCCCGGCUCAACAGGUUCUUGACCAAAGCAGUGCCGGCCUACACGGAGGGCGAGGAGCAGGGCAUCGAGAACUGGGUGGCACGCUUCAAGUUUGAGUACCCAUGGGAGCUCACCUUUGUUGGCCUCUCACAGGACCACCCAGACCGCCAGUUCUUUCAGGACCUGCGCCCCGUCGACGAGCUCAUGGAGGAGAUGGCGGCAGACAAGGCCAUGGAGACGGAGGUUGCAGCCGGCGAAUCUUUGGUGGCUUUUGCCUCACAGGGCCUCUCACAGGGCCAAAAGAGGCAGCACUCCUCAGGAACGGAAGGCACCUUCGACAGCAUGGAGCCGAGUGGGGAGCCGGACACCACCAAGGAGCCCUACUACCCGUUCGACUCACAGGAAGAGUUGGACAGUGAAGUGGAGAAUGAGAAGAUCAGCCAGAUCAACCAGGGCUACGAUAUCUCGAAGUACUCCACAGAGCAGUGGGUGGAUUGGGUCAAGGGCAAGAAGUUGCGACACUUGGGUGCUGCAGCGGCCUCAGAUGUCCUCACAGGCCGCCCUCGCCCAAGGCUUUCGGCUUGA
Symbiodinium sp. CCMP2592 is the source of this 1728-nucleotide messenger RNA. The record is from the annotation of a GenBank genome assembly. Lineage: Eukaryota; Dinophyceae; Suessiales; Symbiodiniaceae.